GACCAAUGUAUAUAUACAUAAUAUAUAGAGGUAUAAUCAAUCCAAAUACAAAAAAUUAGCCAAAUACAAUGAGGAUUUGAACAGUGAAAUCCUAUCUGUCACAUUAAAUACAAAAUCCAAACAAUUGCUGCCAAUUAAUAUAAUUCUUCAUCUGUUCCUCAAACUGGCACUAUUUAAUAAUGUUUAGAGGCUCAUUUAGAAAUGCAAUUAAAAAUAAAAAAAUAAAAAUAAAUAGAGAAAUGGAGAAAAUUAUUCUGUUUACAUUGACCAUGGUACUCAGCGCAGUACUAGUGCAGUCAAAGUACUACUCUAGAAGCGUGGCGUACGAGCCGGUUCAGCUGAAGAAGACAAAUCUACGUUUCUACGUUCACGACACAAUAACCGGAUCUAAUCCAACGGCUGUGGUGAUAGCUCAUCCAAACGCCACGUCAUCAUCAGCAUCUCCUCUCUUCGGCAGAUUGAUAGCGAUUGACGAUCCGCUGACCGAAGGGCCGGAGAUAAGCUCGAAGACCAUCGGCAACGCGCGUGGGAUGUACGCGUUUGCCAGCAAGGACGACAAGGAGUUGACUUUGGUUCUGUACGUUGACCUCGGUUUCACAUCUGGAAAGUACAAAGGGAGUUCGUUAAGCGUGCUUUCGAGAAACCCGAUUUUGGAGAAUCCGAGGGAGAUGACGGUGGUCGGAGGGAGAGGGCUUUUCCGGCAUGCUAGUGGCUUCAUUACUGUUAGGACUCAGUCCGAUGACGGCGAGAAGGGUGAUGCUGUUCUGGAGUACAAUGUCGAGGUUGUUCAUCCUUGAUUUUUUAAAUUCACUUUUUGGAUAUUAUUAAUGAGAUACA
Erythranthe guttata (spotted monkey flower) is the source of this 837-nucleotide messenger RNA. RefSeq names its product dirigent protein 15. NCBI's taxonomy places the organism in Eukaryota, Viridiplantae, Streptophyta, Magnoliopsida, Lamiales, Phrymaceae. The record is from RefSeq and is a predicted model, not a curated record.